AUGCUUAUUUAUGUCAGUGAGAGUCUCGGAAGUGGAGCCGAGCUGCUAGUCCGGGCUCUUGAAACCAAAUACCAAUUCGAGAGGAUACCUACAGCUACUACAAUUGAUCAAGAACAAAUCAAUUACAUACUUGAGUAUGGCACCACCAAUUACACCAAAAACCUUGUGUUUCAAGGUGUAAUUGGGCUCGAGCAGCUUCAAAUGCUAGAGAAAAGGCCCUUUUUCAUGCAUAUAACCAUAGAGGCCGCCUUGAGAGUUAGGCUACAAGAGUGGUGCGAUAGCUAUAAUAAUGGCCAAGCAGAUCUUGAAAAAUUCCUGCAACACUCCGAAACCACUCUAGAGCUCAACCCGAACUUGCCAAUUGUGUGUGGUCGGGCAGAUGUGAGAAUUUACGUCAGAACUCACGAAAAACUGAAACUCGAUGUUUUGGCCCGAGAGCUAGAUCAUCAUCUUAGAAGCGCUUGCCAAGGGCGCGACGUCAUGGUCCCGUUCAACAACACUACACCUUUGAGACCAGAUUGGGAUACAUACUUCAUGAAGCUAGCAACGCUAGCGGCUUCCAGGUCCAAUUGCAUGAAAAGACGAGUUGGCUGUGUUAUUGUUCGAGAUUGUAGAGUCAUCGCAACAGGUUAUAACGGGACACCCCGUCAUUUGAAAAACUGUCACAGUGGUGGGUGUCCCCGUUGUAACAGCGGAGAACACUCUCAGCUCAGCAGUUGUUUGUGUCUUCAUGCGGAAGAAAACGCGCUAUUAGAGGCUGGUCGCGAUAGAAUAGGACCCAAUGCCAUCUUGUAUUGCGACACUUGCCCGUGUUUAACCUGUUCUGUUAAAAUUGUGCAAACAGGUAUUAGAGAAGUCGUGUACUCCCAGAGCUACAGAAUGGACGAAGCCAGUUUCAAGAUUUUGCAAGAAGGCGGAGUUCUGGUGCGUCAAUUCAGUUUCAAAGAGGAUCCUCACUACAGCGUGUUGUAA
Messenger RNA from Lachancea meyersii CBS 8951, 972 nucleotides. NCBI's taxonomy places the organism in Eukaryota, Fungi, Ascomycota, Saccharomycetes, Saccharomycetales, Saccharomycetaceae. The record is from the annotation of a GenBank genome assembly.